CAUGAAGGUUUCAUGAGGAAAGCCAUCGAAAUGGCACAAUUCGCCCUCGCCAGCGACGAGACACCGGUCGGAUGCGUUUUCGUGCAUAACGGAGAAGUCAUCGGACGUGGUAUCAAUGGCACAAACGCCAGUCUGAAUGGUACCCGCCACGCGGAAUUUGUCGCUCUCGCUGAGAUCAUGGCUCAUCAUCCACAAUCGAUUUUGCACGAGACCGACUUAUACGUGACCGUGGAGCCCUGCAUCAUGUGCGCCUCCGCACUGCGACAAUACGGGAUCCGAGCCGUGUAUUUCGGCUGCUUGAAUGAUAGAUUUGGGGGCUGUGGAGGCGUAAUGAACAUCCAUUCGGAUCCGGGAAUUGAUAGUACUUUUCCUUGCUAUGGUGGACUGUUCAGAGAGGAGGCGAUCAUGCUGCUCAGGCGCUUCUAUGUCCAGGAGAAUGAGAAAGCGCCUGACCCCAAGCCAAAGAAGAACAGAGAACUCAAGACG
Molecule: messenger RNA, 486 nt
Organism: Pseudocercospora fijiensis CIRAD86
Lineage: Eukaryota; Fungi; Ascomycota; Dothideomycetes; Mycosphaerellales; Mycosphaerellaceae
Exons: 3
Biological process (GO): tRNA wobble adenosine to inosine editing
Cellular component (GO): cytoplasm; nucleus
Molecular function (GO): zinc ion binding; tRNA-specific adenosine-34 deaminase activity
Source: RefSeq, a predicted model, not a curated record